UUCUGGAAGAAAAAAAAUUUUCAAUUGACUUGGUUCUUCCGUAUAUAUUUUUUCCACAGUUCGGAAGACUCCUUGUUAUAUUUCUUUGUUUUUUUCUUUCUUUCUUUGAAUUUAUUUUUUUUCCAUUAAUAUGAUGAGGGGGGGUUCGGUAGAGCAAUUUGUGGUUGAGAAAAUUGAAGAUGGCGCCGAUAAGGAGAAGAAGAAGAAGCGCCGAUCUGGUCGACGAUCCAAGCAAAACGCUUCCCAAUCGGUAAAUGAAAGUCGGGGCGAAGCGGCAGAGUACUCGGGGAAUGGUAGAUCAACUAAUCAUUUGCUUGCAUACUCGAGGCAACCAAAAUUCGGGAUAUGUCCUCCAGAUGAUCAUGGAUUUACAAACACGUCUAAUGUUGCUUUCAAUUCUCUGCCUCCACUGCAUAUCAAUGAACAGACCAAUUCAGAAGAUAUGCAAAACUCACAAAAUCAGAAUCCUCACCCAUCGAAUCUUGGUGGGGAAAUGUUUUCAAAGUCGUAUUCCGAGCCAAGUACUUAUAGAGGAUCACCUGACUUAUUCAUGACCAAAGUCUUUCCUUCUCAUCUGAUAGAGAGCUAUGCCCAAAAAAAACUUUAUGCUCUACACUGGUCUCUAGAGGCUGUUAAUGAUGCUUUAGAGAAAGGAGAUGUUUUUAAAGCUUUGUUUCGCGUCAAUGCCCACAACAGACUUGAGGCUUAUUGCAAAAUCGAUGGAGUACCGGUUGACGUUUUUAUUAGUGGAGUUGCUGCCCAGAAUAGAGCUGUGGAAGGUGACAUUGUAGCAGUUAAAGUUGAUCCUUUGCCAUUGUGGACAAGAAUGAAAGGCUCAACAGCAGGUGGUAGCAAUUCAGCACCAGUGGAGGAUUUGAACUUAUUAUCAGAAUGUAAUGAAAUGGCCGGUAACAGUUGCAAAGGUAAAAGUAAGGUAGAUGUGGAUUAUCAGUACGCAAAUCAUGGUUGCUGCUUGCCUGCAGAGAAGGAAUUCCAUUCUGAAAGGAAUACUUCUCUUGAUGAACCUGUUCAGCCAGAGUCAAUUGGACCAUCAAGUUGUGAAAAUAUGGAUGGAUAUCAUUUCCCUGCUUCAGGUACUUCGCAUGUGGGUUCUUCUAGUGGAAUGAAUCAUGUUAGAGAUGCAAUAGGAAGGAUGUGUGCCAUGAUCAGCUCAUUCCCUUCAAAACGGCCGACGGGAAGGGUUUUAGCUGUCAUUGAAAAGUCUCCUCGUCGAAAAGCUGUUGUUGGUUUUCUUAAUGUUAAGCAAUGGAUUUUGUACCAGGAAGUUUGCAGGAAAGAUGCGAAGAAAAACAAAAGUACCUUAGCAUUUACUGACUACGAGUACAUCCAGCUUACACCCAUUGAUCCAAGACUUCCCAAAAUGAUGGUCCUCGUGCAAGGCUUACCUGACUGCAUAAAGAAAAGAUUGGAGAAUGGUGAUGUGACUCUUGAAAUCGAGUUGGUUGCUGCUAAGAUUGACAAUUGGGGAGAAGAAAGUCCUUUUCCUCAGGCUUGCGUGUCACAUACUUUUGGGCAGGGUGGCGAAUUAAACUCACAACUUGGUGCAAUUUUAUUUGAAAAUGCUAUUUGUUCUGCUGAUUUUUCUCCCAAGUCAUUUUCCUGCCUUCCAAAUGUUCCUUGGGAGGUGCCACUUGAAGAGCUUCAAAGCAGAAGAGAUCUUAGAAAGUUGUGCAUAUUCACCAUUGACCCUUCCACUGCCACUGAGUUGGAUGAUGCUUUGUCAAUUGAAAGGUUAUCCAAUCGUGAUUUCAGAGUAGGUAUCCACAUUGCCGAUGUGUCAUAUUUUGUUUUACCCGACACAGAAUUAGAUAAAGAAGCUCAAAUGCGGUCAACAAGUGUCUAUAUGUCACGAAAGAAAUUGUCCAUGCUGCCUCCUUUGCUUUCGGAGAAUAUUGGUUCCCUUAAUGCAGGUGUAGAUAGACUUGCGUUUUCUAUGUUUUUGGAUAUCAACUUGGCUGGGGAUGUUGAAGACAGGUGGAUUGGCCGUACUGUGAUAAAGUCAUGUUGCAAGCUGUCUUAUGAACACGCCCAGGAAAUAAUUGAUGGGCCAAUGGAUACUGGGAGUUUAUUUUCAGGAAAUAAUUGUCCCCAGUUGCAUGGCCAUUUUGAGUGGGUUGAUGUAGUUAACUCUGUCAAAGACCUCCAUGAACUUUCUAAAAUUUUGAGGGGUAAGAGGUUUAGCAAUGGGGCUUUAGCGCUAGAAAGCUUAAAAGUUGUUUUUCGUUAUGAUGAAUGUGGAAAUCCUUAUGAUAGCAUGCUUUCUGAACGCAAGGCUUCUAACUUUCUUGUUGAGGAGUUUAUGCUUCUGGCGAAUAGAACUGCUGCUGAGGUCAUAUCUAGAGCUUUCCCAGACUGUGCACUACUGCGGAGGCACCCAGAGCCUAAUAUGCGAAAACUCAGGGAGUUCGAAGCUUUUUGUCACAAACAUGGUUUAGAGUUAGAUACUUCUUCUUCUCGCCAAUUCCAUCUUUCGUUGCAGAGGAUCGGAGAAAAGCUCAAGGAUGAUUCGACUCUCUUUGAUAUUAUCAUGAACUAUGCUGCCAGACCAAUGCAGCUGGCGACUUAUUUUUGCACUGGGGAUUUGAAAGAUGAUGAAAAUGAUUGGGGUCAUUAUGCUCUAGCUGUUCCAUUAUAUACUCAUUUCACUUCACCUCUACGCCGGUAUCCCGAUAUUGUUGUGCAUCGGACACUGGCUGCAAUUAUAGAGGCUGAAGAAUUAUAUCUGAAACAUGAGAAAACAUUUAACAAAUUUCAUAGGGGACAGGAAGCGACAAGAAAAUGCUUCACUGGCAUCAAUUUUGAAAAAGAUGCUGCUGAAUCCCGGGAAGGUAGGGAAGCAUUAUCGGCAGCAGCCCGUAAUCAUAGAAUUCCUGGGACUGAAUUACUUGCUAAAGUUGCUGCUUAUUGCAAUGAUAGAAAGCUGGCUAGUAGACAUGUCAAGGAUGCUUGUGAUAAGCUCCAUAUGUGGGCUCUUCUAAAGAAGAAACAGGUUUUACUAUCAGAAGCUAGAGUUUUGGGUCUGGGACCUAGAUUCAUGUCGAUAUAUAUUCAGAAGUUAGCUAUUGAACGUCGAAUUUAUUACGAUGAAGUCGAGGGCUUGAUGCCCGAAUGGCUUGAAGCUACGUCCACAUUGGUGCUUAAUUUAUAUCCUAACAGACUCUGUACCCGGAGAGGUAGCCCUGGUAAAUGGAGGCCAAUUGAAGAUGUUGCCUUGAUUGUUAGUCCAUGUGAUCUGCAAGCUGAACCGGGUGUGGUUGGGAGUAGUUCUAGUGAGCCCGUUGGCUCAUCCGUUGUCACAUCCCAAUCUGGCUCUUCAGAAACCGAACUUGACCCCUCAGUUUUCCCCAUCACAGUGCGUCUUCUCUCAACAAUCCCUGUGGCAGUGCAUGCAAUAGGCGGGGAUGAUGGACCGGUUGAUAUUGGAGCCAGACUGUACAUGAGCUCGUAUUUCUGCUGAAUUGGGUGUCUAAAAAUGGUUGACUCGUGUUCCAAAGUUGAUUUAAAGAUGAAGGGAGAACAGAGCACAGGAUUGCGGAAAGCUCUGCUGUAGAUACACAAAAGCAGUGUAUAGUUCAAGGUAGAGUUGUAGGAGAAAGAAAAAAAAAAAAGGGAAAAAUAAAUGGUUUCGAAUCUGGUGUUGCUUUUUUUACCAAUUAAAUUUUCAUGCUGAAGCAGAUUUGGUAGGCAGUAUAGAUAAAAGUUGGGGAUUUUGUUGUGGCAUUGGCUAUAUGGCGGCUGUUUUUUUUUUUUUUAACAGAAGCUGCUUGUUGGAAUAGGCUUUUGUUUUUAUUGGUCGAUUCCAUCCAGUGUAACUUGGUUAACAAAAUAACCCCAUAUCUGGCUCUUGCACACCAAGUUUGUUUUUAUAGGUUUCACUUGUUUCUCUUUUAGACAGCAGCCCAAUAAGUUUUUGAUUUUGGGUGGCAAGGUUUACCGGUUAGUCUUAUGUAUUAAUAUUGUGCUCAAGACAUCAUCUGAAUGUUGAAUUGUGAAAAAAAGGCUUUAAUUGGCCGGGUUUCACAGUGGCAUGUUAUGUUCAUUAGAGAAAUGAAAUUGUUAAGACUUCAGUUCCACUUUA
Messenger RNA from Morus notabilis, 4099 nucleotides. RefSeq names its product DIS3-like exonuclease 2. The transcript has 7 exons. The record is from RefSeq and is a predicted model, not a curated record. Gene Ontology annotation, cellular component: exosome (RNase complex); P-body. The coding region runs from base 131 to 3478 and encodes 1115 amino acids. Gene Ontology annotation, molecular function: RNA binding; 3'-5'-RNA exonuclease activity. Lineage: Eukaryota; Viridiplantae; Streptophyta; Magnoliopsida; Rosales; Moraceae.